This is a messenger RNA of Marchantia polymorpha subsp. ruderalis, 2874 nucleotides long. Lineage: Eukaryota; Viridiplantae; Streptophyta; Marchantiopsida; Marchantiales; Marchantiaceae. The record is from the annotation of a GenBank genome assembly.
UUUCGAAGUUUAGAGACAAGCGGACCAAAUAAUCAUCUUCCAUUGGCUCCGGUUCCAAAUCACUGUCCCUUUUGACUAUCUUCAGGCGCGGUUCUUCUUCUUGGCUAAUGUAGAAGUCGAGCUUUUUAAUCUUGAGGCCAUCGGGUGUCUCUUUAGCUGUGGGUCGCAGUUUGGUGCUCAACAAGUCCCGCAGAUUUCUCGUGGAGGCUGCUCUGUCAUGGUUAUAAAAUUUGGCUGUGGCAAGAGAUGCUCGCUGGCUUCGUCGUCCUAGAACACUGAGCACACGAGCAUGAACUUCUGCCUGGUUUGCGGGGUCAGAAUCUACGCUGCCGUCGUCCAUGCUCAUUUUUCUCAACCCGAUAUACUGAAAGAGAUGAUACGAUCCUGAUCAGAUGUAGUGGAUUCUUGUUUCUGUCGUUCGCCGGGCACAAACAUUUAAACGUCUUGUGGUCAAGAAACAUCUCAGAACUAGUUGCCAUUUGCGCGGGGCGAACGAUAGAAAACUGAACCGUCGCACCUCUGUAUCUUCAUUUCUCUGACGAUCCCGUGAAAGUUGUAACUUCUGGACAGUGGAGAGGAAGAUCAUGCAGCCAGCCAUUGAAGAUCUAAAGUGGCUGAGGUUUGAGGAUGUCGUGCCAAAGAUAUGGGUCGGAGGGCCACAACAAACUCUAGUGAAGAUAAAUCGUGACCUUUGGCACGCAGAUGUACACAGGAACGAGUUUCCUGUGCUGUGGAUGCAGUGACCGAACAUCACCGUAACAGAGGCUCUUUACAAGCUCAGCUGACGAAUCAGUGAGGAUGCGAACAACUCCAGAGGGGACGCAUUUUGCUGCUGCAGACCUGUAAACUACGCAAAACCCUAAAUUGAAGAAAGACGGAAGGAAAUAAUUCUCACUGCACUACAGCCAUUCAUGGCGACCUCUCGGCCGAUGUCUGCGAGCAGUCAAAGCCUCGGCCCUGACAACAAAGUCCACGACGAUUUGUCCGACAUUUCUACGCCAAGGUCACAAGGCAGUGAUGGAGGAAGAGCCCAAGAAGCUUUCGACGUCCAAGACCUUCCGGCGUCGAGAGGAGGAGACAGGGUGAUGAGCAGGAGGUCAGGACAACAAGCAACAACUGCGGACAUAUUUGGACGUCCUCCAUCACCGUAUCAUUCAGCGACAGGAAGGCUAAGCUCAGCAUCUGCUAAUCUUGGAAGUGCUGCUCUACAUGAUACGUUGGGCCCAUGCUCUCAAAAUUACUCACAAACUAUGCUUCAUCACGAUAUACAUGGUGCCUUUGAAGCUGAAGCAGCUUCUCUUUCUGGGAAGCAGCGUUCGUGUCUGAUGGAAGCAGCGUUCGUUCACAAUUUACAUAUGAUGUCGUCCAACAUGGAACAUCUUCAGGUAAAUGAUGAAAUAAGAGGUCUUUUUGACUACAUCGGCGCAUACAAGGUUCAAGAAGUCGAGAUAAGCACUACACUGAAGCCUUUCAUUCCUGAAUAUAUCCUAGCGGUGGGUGCCAUUGAUGAAUUCAUCAAGGUUCCACGACCAGAUAAUCAGCCAGACUACCUUGGUUUAAAGGUAUUGGAUGAGAGUGGGACCAAACAAAGUGAUCCGGCAGUGCUGACGCUUCAGCUGCGUGCGGCCUCCAACCAGACCGAUCUGCUUCAGCUUGAGAUUUCAUCCGUUGAAUACGCAGAGAAAAACCCCAGAAAGCUGGAUGCCUGGAUCAACAGCAUAAAGGACUUGCACCAAUCAAAGCCCCCGCCGACUGUUAUCUACUCUAAACCGAUGCCGGACGUCGAGAAACUUAUGCAAGAAUGGCCCGCAUCCAUAGAGAACGAGCUUGCUGAAAUCCAGCUCCCAACCGCGAAAUUGGAUGUGGAUCUGGCUACAUUUGUGGACAUCUGCUGCUCAGUCCUCGACAUACCUGUAUACAAGAGUCGAGUGGAGUCUUUACAUGUUAUGUUCUUACUCUACCUUGAGCUUCGAAACAAUGCGCAUCAAUUCUCUUGUACUGCUAGCGACUGGCUGAGCAACGGCAGACAAUGACUGAUGAGAAAUCAUGGCGGUGAGAAAUUAUUUUCCAAAAUUUUCGGGCGUUCGACUGAUUCUUUCUGUUCUGAGGUACUUCCCUGCCUGUCAGAAUAUAGUCCUGACCAUUCUGACAGGAGAACCUACAGAUGAUAGCAGUUGUAGAGGUCCCCACAUUCGAACCAUGGUUGCCUUCCUGCGAGAGCGGCAGUGGUGACUUAAGGCCACUCUGGCCACGACGGAAAUACCUCACCUGAUUGUCUUAUUGUUUCCUCAGAACUCCCAUCUUCUCGGCGGAAUGUCCCUCAAGAAUCCUGAGCAUUCUCUUCCCUUUCUCAUCCUAUCCAUGCACCUUGGUUCCUUCGGAACCAUAGACCGAUCAGAACAUACCACGGAGACCAUCCAGCAGGUAAAGUCUAUUGAGGUCCAUGUUGCGGGCAGAUUUGGUCUGCGUUCAGAACAAUGGACGGAUCCGGGAGCUCUGUUUUGCAUAUGAGCGACCAGAAUGACGAUUUGUUCUCAAAUUGGUCUGCUGCCUUCGACUCUUCCGACACUGACUCACAUGCCAGUAGAACAAGUCGUGCAAUUUAGAACCACCUCUCACAGCUUCCACAGACAUGAAGACAUCUUCGAAAAGGUGGUCAAAGCUUGUCAAAGGGAGGAAGAAAGGAAGGGUCGAAUCCCUUCUCCAAAGCUAGACAACUGCAUGUAUCUUAGGCUCAGAUUUGCCCUUCAGUUGUCUUCAUUAAUUCCUCCGCACGUGGAAGAGGAAUCUCUUCGACGAGUUAGGCUGCUUUGCUUUGCUCCCAAUAUAUAAAUCAGUCCUUUCUCUACUCGUGGUCCCCUGGUCUUGUCGGAC